AUGGGGGCGAGAUGGGGGGACGAGUGGGAGCAGCAGAGGCUCGACCAGGAAGCUUUCGUCGACGGCGAGUGGCCCAUCGUGUUCGGCCCGGCAAGCAACCGCUGCCUGACAGGUCCAAUCUCCUACCUAGUCUUCAAGGCCGUAGAGGCGCUGAUCGUGACAGGGAUCACGGGCUGGAGCUUGUACGACCGCUUCGUUACUAUGGACUGCGGUGACAAGUACCUCAUCUACCUCACCCAUUGGUCAUUGUUGCUUCAGGUGUACUACGUCUGGAUAUCCCUCUGGGCAGCGUGCCGCAUCUCAUCGCCUAGGGGAGGCUACGAGCCCAUGCCGAUGACUGUCGGCGCUGCUUGGGUGCUCGCCGACAUCUCCUUGCUGCUCUCCUUGUUUGUUUGCGUGUUUUACUGGCUGCUGAUAUUCCCCCACCAGCUCGCCAUGCCAACCACGCUGACGUACCUGACUCAUGGCGCAAACUUUCUCAUCAUGUUGCUGGACACUGUGAUCUCGAGAACGCCACACCAUCUACUGCACGCGGUGUAUUUCGCUGGUGUUUGCGCCUCGUACGUACUGUUCUCGCUUUUUUAUUGGGUGUUCGACGGGAGAGACUGCAGCAACAAUCGCUUCGUCAUGAAGGCGCUCGACUGGAACGAGUGGGAUUCGUGGAGCACGAUCCGUGGCCUUCUUUUGUUCCUCACUUUUCCCAUGGCUUGCAUAGUCUUCUUCUACCUCUACGCGAUGCUCGUUCUGUCGCCUCAGCGCCAGGCGGCGGCCAAAGACUCCUGGAUGCCGGUACGCCGCCAUGCCAACGGGCAGCGCAGCUUGAGCUGCGGGCCCGGCUCCAAGCGGGCGGGUGCCGGGGUGUUGCUCCCCACCCCUCGGAGCGCCACCCUGGGGCGCCCAGCUCCCCGGCACAUCACGACCGCAGCACCAUCCAGCGCCGAAGGCGACGGCGUGCAGCUCGCCGGCGGCGGCUCGGCGUGCCGGGCGAGGCAGCAGCCGCACUCCGCGCGGCGCAGUCCGCAGCUGGGCUGGGCGGGUCCCCCUGGCAGUGCGCUCCGGCGCGAGAGGGCCCCACGGCCGCGCCGCGCCCUCCCGGCGCCCGACGGCUGCGGCGCCGGCGGCUCCUGCGACUUCGCGGGCGUGCUCGCCGGGCUGCUGGCGCUGCUGUCGGCGGCGCCCGCCGCGGCGUAUGAGCGCCUGAGCGCUUUGCAGAGACUUCUGAGCGACUGGGCGCGGGCGCGGGCGACGCGGAGGCGGCGGGCGGCCCGGCCGCGCGAGGCGGAGGGGCGCGCGCCCGCGGAGGAGGGCCCCGCGGCCAAGCGGGCGGCGCCGCGCGCGCCGAGCUCGAAGGUGGAGCGGGGCGGCCGUGGCGGCGGCGGGGGGCCACCCGCGCCCUCCCGCGCGGUGCCCCCUGGCCCAGGGCGCCCCCAGGCGGUGGCCGCCACCCUUGCCCGCGGCGGCGGCGCAGCCGCCCGCGGCGCGAGGCAGCCCCGGGCGGCCGCGCUCGCGCCCGAGCCCGGGGGGGCCCCGGACAGCCGAGGCGCGCCGCCGCCCGUGCUCGACCCCGGCCGGCGCUCGCUGGUCUUCGAGUGGCUGGAAGGCGGCAGCUGCAUCCUCGACCUACCGCUGGACGGCGGGGGCACCCUGCGGGUCACCCGGCACGUCGCCUCCCAGGACGACGCGCCGCCCGGGCGUUCCCAGGAGUGGCGGGUGCUGCGCUUCAGGUCGGAGAGCGGCUUGGGCAGCGCGCUCGUGCAGUCGGUCAACAAGGUCUUCGUCGGUGAGGACCUUGGCGCAACCAGCGAGGCCUCGCGCUGGGACUGCUUGGCACUGACGUACACGAAGGUCUACGUCUCUGUGGUGCUGGCAGCGCUCGCCGCCGUGGGCGCCUCUGCGCGCCCCGCCCGCAUCCUCUGCAUCGGGCUCGGCGGCGGCUCGGUGCCGCUGUUCCUGAGCCGCGCGCUGCCGGACAGCCUCAUCGAGGUCGUGGAGCUGCAGCCGGCGGUGGUCAAGGCCGCGGUGGAGGCGCUCGGCUUCGUGCCCGGCCCGCGGCUGACCGUGGCCGUGGAGGACGGGGCGGCCUUCGCGCUGCGUGCCGCGGAGCGGGUGGCCUCCGGCGAAGGCGAGGGCUACGACGCGGUGCUCGUCGAUGCCUACACCUCCGACGGCGAGGUGCCAGCGCCGCUGUGUGAGCCAGAUGGCCCGCUGGCGAGGGCGCUGGCCAUGGGCCUGCUGCGGGACACCGGCGCGCUUGUCGCCAGCAACCUCCUGGCAACGAAGGACUGGCAUGUGCUCGCUGCGCAGCCGGACAGGGCGUCGAAGAAGCCGAGUGUGUCGGAGUUGCGGCGGAUCUCGAGGCGGUCGAGGUUCGAGGAGCUGAACCGCCCUCGACCUGCACCGUCCGCACCUUCUGCGCGCCAGGAUGCCGCACCCGUCCUCGAGGCCUACGACGGGGCGCUGCAGCAGAGGGGCGCCGGGGUUGCCUUCACCGUCCAGCCGUCUGCCGAGAACAACCAGAUCGCCCUGCGCACGUGCGGCGCCGCCGCCGGCUUCGAGCCGCUGGCCCCGACCGGUGCGGCCGCCGAGUGGGCGCUGCCAGCGCUGCUGAGGGCGAGGCUGGAGGCCGCGGCGCUGCAGGUUGAGAAGAGCGUCCCGUGCCCUUUCAGCAUGCGCGAGCUGGCCGCCGGCGGGCUGAGAGUAUACCCGCGGGCGCGGGACGGGGCCGGCGCUGAGCCGCGGAAGGAGUUCGAC
Molecule: messenger RNA, 2751 nt
Organism: Prorocentrum cordatum
Lineage: Eukaryota; Dinophyceae; Prorocentrales; Prorocentraceae
Source: the annotation of a GenBank genome assembly